Molecule: messenger RNA, 1563 nt
Organism: Penicillium olsonii
Lineage: Eukaryota; Fungi; Ascomycota; Eurotiomycetes; Eurotiales; Aspergillaceae
Source: the annotation of a GenBank genome assembly
AUGGCAGUCCAACUCUUCAGAAUACUCGAAGACAUUGUGACCCUCAUAGACAUUCGUUUUCUUGUGAUUUGGUGUCUCUUAGUGACCUCCCUGGCAGUGCUUUACCGUGCCUGGAAUGACCCAUUGUCUCGAGUCCCGGGUCCCUGGAUCUCGAGGUGGACAGGGAUACUUGACACAUUCUACUAUGUCCGAGGCUAUCGACACGAAUAUGUGCACAGUCUUCAUUUGAAAUAUGGUCCAAUCGUGCGGUACUCCCCCGGACACGUCGAUAUUUCGGAUAUCGGGGCCGUGAAUGUGAUCCACAGGCUUGAGAAGGGCUACCUGAAGGCGAAUUGGUACCUAUCGCUGGCGCCGCCCGGUGUAUGGACCCUCAUGAAUAUCACCGACCCAAAGAUGCACACCACAUGGCGACGUUUGCUUGGGGGACCCUUCCAAGACAGCUACCUGCAAAAGUUAGAGCCCGUAAUAUGGAAGAAGAUGGAUCUUGCUUUGGGGAAGAUGGAACAAGAACUGCAAACGCGUGGAUGCAUCGAUGUGUUGAAAUGGUGGAUCUACAUGGCCCUCGAUAUUGUCACCGAGAUCAGUUACGGGACCAGCGUGGACAUUCUGCGUGAGGAAGAGAAGAGGUACUAUAUCAUCGAGUAUCUGGAAGGACUCGGUCCCGUGCACGCGAUCCGAACCACCAUCCCCUCCGUCAUCAUGAUUGCAUCCCGGCUGCGGCUGCCGAUCUUCAACAAACUGCUCAACGCGGGCCCUCGAGCGGCGAUAUGGGCGCAAGAGACCAUCGAGGCAUAUAAGUUGUUGCUAUCGGAGAAGGACCCCAAGCCUACACUGUUCACGCCGUUGUUCAAUAAAGGGGACAAAGGAUUCAAGGAUGACCAGAUUGCGAACCUGGCCGGCUCAAACAUCACGGCUGGGAGCCAUACCACUGCCACUGUCAUGACGUAUGCGGUAUGGGCUAUCUGCAAGCAUCCAGAAGUCAGGGACAAGCUGGCUGCCGAGGUAUCAACACUGCCAGAGGGCUUCAAGCACAAUGAUGUGCGUGCCUUGCCCUACUUGAACCGUGUCAUCCGAGAAUCUGUACGUCUGUAUGCUGCAGUGCCAUCAGUUUUACCACGCGCGGUUCCCAGUGAGGGUGCACAGUUCCUGGGAUUCUUCAUACCUGGCGGUUCGGUUGUUUCAACGCAGUGUUAUAGUCUGCAUCGAGUCAAGGAAUACUUCAAUGACCCAUUAAAGUCUGGAUCCAGUUCGAUCCAGAUCGAUGGAUAUCUCCGACGAAGGACAUGGAGGAGGCGUAUAUGGGAUUUGGGGCCGGUACACGAUGUGAGAAAUCCUCAAUCAAAACGUUCGAUGGCGGAUUUUCUAACAACAAUUCGAUUAUUAGCAUGUGUCGGUAUAAAUCUGGCACAUACCGAGCUCAGGCUGGGACUGUCACAUUUCUUUCGCAAGUUUCCGACGGCUGUAGUUUCGGGGGACGAAGGAAUGACCGAUGGUGACAUGCGGCAGCGAGCGUGGGUUUUCAUGUCGCCAGUUGGUCACAGGUGCCUUGUAAAUGUCCCCUGA